AUGAAGACCAAGUUCUGUAACGGCGGCGAGGCCGACCCUUCCCCGCUGGGGAUCCUGCUGGGCUGCAGGCCGGGCCCUGUCGAGCCCGCCCUCGCCCAGUCGCCCUCCUCCACGCCAUCGCUGCCUCCCUCCCUCGCCGAGGUGGAAGCCAAGGAGCUGGGGCUCCGGGGCCAGCAGCCCCUUGCUCUGCUGCUGCCGCCCACCCCUCCCUCCCUGCCGCUCGAGAACCAGACCGACCCCCGCACCCGCCGCAAGGCGUAUCUGUGGUGCAAGGAGUUCCUGCUGGGGGCGUGGCGGGGGCUGCGGGAGGACCAGCUGCGCAUCACGCCCAUCAGGUCAGCACCGGGUGGGUGGGGUGGGCCGCUCGAGGUGGUGAAGCCGUGGUCUGCUAGGGGAAGCGCUGACCGCUGCAGGUUUCUGAGCAUGUACAGGUUUCUGAGCGCUUCCCUCGCCGUGGAGUCAUCCCCCCCCCCCCGCCAUCUCGUGCUAGUCCAGAACAGGCACCUGAUGUCGUAG
Euleptes europaea (tarantolino) is the source of this 516-nucleotide messenger RNA. RefSeq names its product choline kinase alpha-like. The record is from RefSeq and is a predicted model, not a curated record. The coding region runs from base 1 to 516 and encodes 171 amino acids. Lineage: Eukaryota; Metazoa; Chordata; Lepidosauria; Squamata; Sphaerodactylidae. The transcript has a single exon.